Alternaria postmessia is the source of this 1758-nucleotide messenger RNA. RefSeq lists its product as uncharacterized. Gene Ontology annotation, biological process: transmembrane transport. The record is from RefSeq and is a predicted model, not a curated record. NCBI's taxonomy places the organism in Eukaryota, Fungi, Ascomycota, Dothideomycetes, Pleosporales, Pleosporaceae. The transcript has 3 exons. Gene Ontology annotation, molecular function: transmembrane transporter activity. Bases 1 to 1758 code for a protein of 585 amino acids.
AUGCCUCCCGAUCCAAAGGACGCGCCGUUCCCCACCAAGCAGCUCAUUAUUCUCGGAAUAUGCCGAUUCUCCGAGCCUCUCGCUUUCAACUCUAUCCUGGCCUAUUCGGCCCUCAUGGUUCAGGACUUGGGAAUUAGCAAACACGAUGCUUCUUUCUACGCUGGACUCUUGGUGUCCGCUUACGCCAUCGCCGAGGCCAUGACAGCCCCGUUAUGGGGAAUGGUUUCUGAUGUCUACGGCCGGAAACCCGUCGCGCUUAUUGGUCUGCUCGGCGUUGCCCUGUCAAGUCUCUUGUUCGGUGUUGCGCAGACAUAUUGGGUCGCGCUGCUUGCGCGCUUUAUCGGCGGUGCAUUGAAUGGAAACGUUGCAAUCAUGCAAACCAUGGUCGCAGAGUCGGUCAAGAAUCCGGCCCACGAGCCGCGUGCAUAUGCGACACAGCCCUUCGUCUGGACGGUGGGCGGUAUUAUCGGUUCAGCAAUGGGUGGUUUCCUCGCCCAACCGGCACGACUCUACCCUCAUGCUUUCGACAAGCAUGGUCUCUUCGGACGCUACCCGUAUCUUCUCCCUAACCUCAUCGCAGCCAUUGGGAUUAUGCUAGCCAUCCUCCAGGGUAUGAUCUUCUUGGAGGAAACACUUGUCCGUGAAGAGAAGGAGGAGGGAGCAAACGGUAUCGCGGACCACCAUGAACAGCAUGAUUACCACGACCACCUGGAUACCAUCAACGAAACCCCUGCUAACGAGCGAAGCCGUCUUCUUGGACCACCCGCAAACCACCCGCAUGCGAACCGAGAGGCCCGAGGCUCAACCGCUGGCUCUAUGCGGCACCGUGGCUCCAUUGCUAGCUACACGCGCGACAGGUUGGCCUCCAUGUCCGUUUCUGGCAGCAUUCGACACAUCCGCAAAAGGGCUUCCUUCUUGGAAGAGGGUAUGCCCAUGCCCUUCGACCAAAGGUUCGAUAUCCGCCGUUCAUCUUUUGGAACCAUGCACUCGAUCAAGAUCCAGCAGGACGUGCUACCCAUGCGCGGUGGGCCGACCCCGAAACCCCGCAAGACCUUCAACCGAACUGUAGUCAUGAUCGUCCUCGCUAUGUCCAUCUUUGCUUUCCACCAAAUGGCCUUCAUCUCGAUCCUCCCGGUUUACAUCCUUGAUACACCUACAACGACUGGCCUAGAUUUCAAGGGCGGACUAGGAAUGGAUCUACCAGACGUCGGGAAAUUCCUCACGGUCAACGGCUUCAUCACUCUUUUUGUCCAGGGCUUCAUCUUCCCUAUCUUUGUCGAAUGGGCUGGUGUCUGGAACUCAUUCAUCUGGAUGAUUAUUCUUUACCCGAUCACUUACCUGAUUGUGCCCUUCAUCAGCGCCUUUCCCCAUGAGCUCGAGACCCCGGGUAUCUACCUUUCGCUUUUCCUGCAGGCAUUCUUCGGUAUCAUCGUGUUCCCAUGCGCCCUGAUCCUGAUGAAGAACGCCGUUCCAUCGCCCCUCGUCCUUGGUCGUGUCAAUGGUAUCGCUAUGUCGGCCUGCUGUCUGGCGAGAACAAUUUCCUCACCUCUUAUCGGAUUGAUCUACUCCCUCGGAGGAUCCGCGGCAGCCUGGUUCGCCCUUGCUGCUGCUGCUAUCUUUGGCAUGGUCCAAUUAUUCUGGGUUCCCAAAGAGGAUGUUGGUGCCGUUCAAAUCGACAAUGGUCUUAAGAAGGUUAUGCAUCAUGACAUGGACGAGGACGCAGUAGACGACAUUUCCAUCAUCGAGUCAGUCCGAUAA